AUGAAGACUUCCAUCUCCUCAGACGUUUGGGACAAGAAGAAGGCGUUGAUCGCCCGGUUGUAUAUGGAGGAGGAAUGGCCCUUGAAACAGGUCAUUAAGCAAAUUCGCUCCGACGACUUCAACCCCAGUGAAACCCAACUGCGCAGUCGAUUGAAGAAGUGGCGCGUCACCAAGCCUUCCCGUCAGACCAGAAAGAAGAGCCAUGCCUCCUCAAGUGAUGAUACAGAGGAAAUGUCUCGCAAAUCCUCAGUGCAACGUCCCCUGCCCUCAUUACAACGAGAGGCUCGCCAUGAAUGGCCCGUUCAAUCCAUCUUCGGCGAAGAGCGCAAAUGGUCCGACCCAAUGGCCCAACAACUCACCCCCAGCCCUUCGGGCGAACAUGUUCUCGCCUCAGACCGCUCCGUUUACCAACAUCCCAGCCCAACAACUUCUUUCGAGCAACCCGGCACCUCACCCGUCGGCGACAGUCUGAUCCUCAACACCACCGUACCCCCAUACAGCAACUCGGCCUACCCCCUCUCCCCAGAAUCUUGCCUGCCCAGUCCUGGCACCACAACCCCAGGCCUCGCUUGGCCCCAGCGCUCCGUGUCAGCCGACUAUGGUCUUAACUCGGCACAGUGGUACUCGCUGCCCUUCGAGGCGAUCACUCCUCCCUCGAGCUUGCCACACUCCGGUGCUCCCAUGAACCCCUCAAUUAAUGGAUAUAUGCCACCCGGUCAAUAUCAGCAGUAUCCUUAUCCCGAGGGGGACUUCCACUAUGAUAAGGCGGCCUGGCGCCGCGCCAUGUCCCUGCAAUAUGAUAUGCACGGCCACCCCGUCCCUGGACGUGAGGGCGACCGGAAGGUGCCACCUCACCACAUGGCAUCUCCUUCGACCCAGUCAGGCUCACAUCCUGCAAUGUGCGCUCCAAUCAUGCCUUAUAUGGGUGAUAAUUAUGCCCAGAAGCCUCAUGGCAUCGGCUACUAA
This is a messenger RNA of Penicillium salamii, 966 nucleotides long. The record is from the annotation of a GenBank genome assembly. Lineage: Eukaryota; Fungi; Ascomycota; Eurotiomycetes; Eurotiales; Aspergillaceae.